This is a messenger RNA of Helobdella robusta, 1671 nucleotides long. RefSeq lists its product as hypothetical. Gene Ontology annotation, molecular function: chemorepellent activity; semaphorin receptor binding. Lineage: Eukaryota; Metazoa; Annelida; Clitellata; Rhynchobdellida; Glossiphoniidae. The record is from RefSeq and is a predicted model, not a curated record. Gene Ontology annotation, biological process: negative chemotaxis; axon guidance; positive regulation of cell migration. Bases 1 to 1671 code for a protein of 556 amino acids. The transcript is spliced from 12 exons.
AUGCAAGCCUAUAUACACACCAAUAUAGUAUACACACCCAUGUGCAAAAACACAUAUUCACCAUAUACAGAGACACGCGGAAGCGAUUCUGUUUAUAUAUUUUCCGACCAAUCACGUCAAACUGGAAACAAUGACGUCAUUAAUAACUACAACAACGAUGAUAAUAACAAUAAUAAUAUUAAUAAUAACAAUGAUAAUAAUGAUAAGGAUAAUAAUAACAACAAUAAAGAUAUUAAUGAUGAUGAUGAUGGUGGUGGGGGUGUUAAACACAUUAAGAGAGUUAUAAAUAGGAAUGAUUACCAUAAAACUGGUAGUAGCAGCAACAACCACAACAACAACAACCACAACAACAAUAAUAAACAUUCGAAAAUUGAUGACAAAAGAGACGCCGACGAGAACCUCAAUGCCAGUGUUAAGAAUUUUCACGGUCUGAUCUUCGAAUCAGAAAACUACUUUCUAGUCGGGGCCAGGGAUUCUCUGUACAACCUAUCCAAGUCGACGCUAGAAGUUAACAAGAAAUACCACUGGCCCACCGCUGAAACGGAGAAGGCCACUUGUAGUAUUGUUAACCAACACCUUAUGGAUUAUUGUAGCAAUUACAUUAACGUCAUUGUCGAGAAUGUAUCGUCAUCAUCGUCGUCAUCAUCGCCGAAUGAUUUUGUAAUAUGUGGCACCUACUCAACUAAACCGAAGUGUAGAAAAUUGAAUUACGAUAACGAGCUUGGUGAGUACGUGCUAUCGGAGCAGCUGGCCAGCGGUACCGGUGUCAGUCCUCCAGCUCCUAUCUACAACUCAACUGCUCUCUUCUAUAAUCCAAGCUUCGUGGGCUCCCUCGGCUACAAAGAGCACGCGUAUUUCUUCUUCAGGGAAACAGCCGUCGAGAGCAUGAACUGUGGCAAGACGGUCUUCAGUCGGGUGGCCCGCGUCUGCGCCAACGACAGGGGCGGUGGCGCCACCUGGUCCAAUAGGUGGACCUCGUUUGCUAAGGCCCGACUUAACUGCUCGGUUCCUGGGGAAUUUCCCUUCCAUUUUGACGAGAUACAAUCCAUAUCAGAGCUGAGUAGGGGUACCGUCUAUUCGAGACCCAUGUUCAAUCAGGGCGAUGAUAUUAUAUAUGCCGUUUUCAGUACACCAGUGAACAGUAUGCGAGGUUCGGCCGUAUGUGCCUUCAGGAUGGCGGAUAUUGAGAGCAGUUUUGGGGGGCUUUACAAGGAGCAGAAGGACCCAUUGUCCUUAUGGCUGCCAGUCAAAGCACUAGUUGAGUCUCACCCUGGACGUACGUGCGCAGAGGACUCGAGGAAGUUGGCAGAGCAGGUGAUCAACUUCGUGCACACGCACCCCCUCAUGUACGAGGCUGUGCCCUCUUUUGGCGGGAGGCCAAUCCACGUUCACUCCAGUUUCAAACGUGCCUUAACACAAAUAGCUGUUGACUGGAACGUUCUGUCAGCUGACGGUUUCUACAGGGACAUUCUAUUUAUAGGAACAGCCACUGUCACCAUCAUCUUCGUCCUCCUCAUCUUCCUCAUCAUCAUCGUCGUCAUCAUCAUCAUUACCGUCGGCAUCUCCGAUUUCUGGAUUGAAGAUAUAUACAGACCCGAAGACGAAUACCAAAAAGUUGCUGGUCGCGUCCGACAACCAGAUCGUGUCUGUGCCACUUUUCAGAUGCCAUGA